Nakaseomyces glabratus is the source of this 894-nucleotide messenger RNA. Its product is annotated as glucose-6-phosphate 1-epimerase. The record is from RefSeq and is a predicted model, not a curated record. Gene Ontology annotation, biological process: carbohydrate metabolic process. NCBI's taxonomy places the organism in Eukaryota, Fungi, Ascomycota, Saccharomycetes, Saccharomycetales, Saccharomycetaceae. Gene Ontology annotation, cellular component: cytoplasm. Gene Ontology annotation, molecular function: carbohydrate binding; glucose-6-phosphate 1-epimerase activity.
AUGUCUAUUGAAGAAACUGACUCCCAAGUUGUGAUCACUCAUCCAUCUAACUCUAAUACUUCAGUCACCAUCCUUAAGUAUGGUGCCACUGUUACUUCAUGGAAAUUGAAUGGUGAAGAACAAUUGUGGCUAUCCACCGCUGCCAAAUUGGAUGGUUCCAAGCCAGUUAGAGGUGGUAUUCCAUUGGUGUUCCCAGUUUUUGGUAAGAACCAAAGUGACGAACUUUUGAGCAAGCUUCCACAACAUGGUUUUGCAAGAAACUCUACAUGGGAGUUCCUGGGCCAAGUUAAGAGUAACCCACCAACUGUUCAAUUUGGAUUGAAUCCAAAGAUUGCCAACCAGGAAUUGGUUAAGCUAUGGCCUUUAGAUUUCAACUUGAUUUUGACCAUAGAACUUGGUGAGGACUUCUUGAAAACUGCCAUUGAAGUUGAGAAUGCUUCUGAGGAGAACAUGAAAUUCAACUGGCUAUUCCACACCUACUUACACAUCGAAGACAUUGAGGACACCAUGGUCUCCAACUUAGUUGGUAUGAAGGUCUACGACCAAUUGCUAAAGGAGAGCUUCAUUGACAAGCACCCUGUGGUUACUUUCCACCAAGAAACAGACUCUAUUUACCAGAACGUCGAUUCCGAUAGAUUGAUCCAAGUUGUAGGUAAGGGUAAGCCACUACAUACUGUCAAGAGGGAAAAUCUACCAGACGCUGUCGUUUGGAACCCAUGGGUCGACAAAUCCGCAGGUAUGGGCGACUUCGAACCAAAGGAUGGUUUCAAGAACAUGGUCUGUGUUGAGCCAGGCCAUGUCAGUGACUUCGUUGUCUUGCCACCAGGUCAAAAAUGGUCUGCUGCUCAAAUCUUGUCCAAGCAAGAAUUGAACUACCAAGCCAUCGAACCAUAA